Messenger RNA from Botrytis byssoidea, 1266 nucleotides. RefSeq lists its product as uncharacterized. The transcript is spliced from 3 exons. The record is from RefSeq and is a predicted model, not a curated record. Lineage: Eukaryota; Fungi; Ascomycota; Leotiomycetes; Helotiales; Sclerotiniaceae. The coding region runs from base 1 to 1266 and encodes 421 amino acids.
AUGAAUCCUGACUCGACGCUUGAUAGGGAUUUCGGCCUAAGCUGCAGACAUAAUCUUACUCUACAGAAUUCCUUUUGCUGGUCCAUCAAAUUUUAUGCAGCACUGAGUAUUGCACCCAAUUGUGAAAUUAAAUGUAAAUGUGGUAUAUCUAUCUAUUUUUGCAGCAAGCCUCCUUAUGCCAACGAGAAACCACAACCACAACUUACGAGCGAAGUUUUAUACGAUCUUGACGAAGAUGGAGCUAGUGAUUGUUGGCACCAUUUUGUAACUCUCCUUUCAAGUUUCAAAUUCAAGCAUGCUUCAGAGUUUGUAACCAUUUUCCACAUUCAUAUUGCUUCACAAGAGUCUCUACCAGCCCGUAGUAGUAGUGGAAUGUACUCCAACUAUUUACUUGCAGCAUCUAAUAUUGUCGACUGCUUCUCAUGGUACUUCUGGCAUCACGAUAAACAACUCGGACAGUUAUAUCUCGCUGGACUGUGGAUGUCUAGUCUUGCGAGUGACCUUUGCUGGUGGGUCAAGGUGAUUGAAGACUAUUGUGUUCCUUCAAGAGCGAAACCGUACAGGGCUCCUACUUGGUCCUGGGCUUCUGUCGAUUUUGAAGGAGAACCGCCUUGUAGCCCGGUUGUUUAUCAUUCAAACUUUGGAGAGAAGUUUGAACAACCUGCAAAAUUCUGUAUUCGUCAUGCUUCAACUCAGAUCACGCCGUUAGUCCUGAGACUAUCCCUAUAUGGUUCAGUUUGUGAUGAGUUGAUACGAACUAAAUGCAUCCUCAUUGCAGCCCAGAUCUUUAAGCACCCAUACUUGGAGGUUGAUGCAAGACAUACUACUCAGUUCUUAGAAGCAGAUGCAUUGGACGAAGACUUCGAUCCUUAUUUCUGGCCAAAUGUCUAUCUCGACGUUCAGGGUUCCUUCGAACCGUUAACGAGUAAGCCCUCCCCGGCUGUUGAUAUUCUUGACCUGCCCAUCGCCGGAGAUCUUGAAGACAAUGUGCCUCGUAUGAGCAUAGACGUUGUUGAAGACAAGAGCCAAGUAGGUUAUUUGUGUUCAGAAACAAAAGUAUGGAUCUGUUUGGUGGGGAUUGUUGGUGGCGGCGGAAUAUGCGCACUUGUAUUGAAAGAGCGUGAAAAGGUAAAUUUUCGACGGUUUGAAAGAGUAGGAUAUUUGCACAACAGGGUUGGAGCCGUUGUCUUUGAGAAUUACGGCUGGCAUAACAAUUUUAUGCGAAGGGCUGAGAGGGCGGGGCAGAUAGUCAUUGAGAUAGUGUAA